CAGCCACGCCAGUCACGUCUGGGGCCACCCGGCUGCCUCCUUCUUCCUUUCCCCCUUUGCCUUCUCCCCCCUCCCGCGUUGGCGAGGGCAAAGUGGCCGUGGCGGCGCCAUGCCCGGGCCGGAGUGAGUGCGCGCGGGCGAAAAUGGCGUACAUCCAGCUGGAGCCAUUAAACGAGGGUUUUCUUUCCAGAAUCUCUGAUCUGCUGCUGUGCAGGUGGACCUGCAGGCACUGCUGUGAGAAGUGCUGUGCGUCCAGCUGCUGCCAGUCAAGUGAGGAUGAAGUGGAAAUUCUGGGACCUUUUCCCGCGCAGACCCCGCCCUGGCUGAUGGCCAGCCGGAGCAGUGACAAGGACGGUGACUCUGUCCACACGGCCAGUGAUGUCCCCCUGACCCCACGGACCAACUCCCCGGAUGGGAGACGCUCAUCCUCAGACACAUCCAAGUCCACGUACAGCCUGACCCGGAGGAUCUCAAGUCUGGAGUCGAGACGCCCCAGCUCCCCGCUCAUCGACAUCAAACCCAUUGAGUUCGGCGUGCUCAGCGCCAAGAAGGAGCCCAUCCAGCCCUCGGUGCUCAGACGGACCUAUGCCCCCGACGACUAUUUCCGGAAGUUCGAGCCCCGGCUCUACUCGCUGGACUCCAGCAGUGACGACGUGGACUCCCUGACGGACGAGGAGAUCCUGUCCAAGUACCAGCUGGGCAUGCUGCACUUCAGCACCCAGUACGACCUGCUGCAUAACCACCUCACCGUGAGGGUGAUCGAAGCCCGGGACCUGCCACCCCCCAUCUCCCAUGACGGCUCGCGCCAGGACAUGGCGCACUCCAACCCCUACGUCAAGAUCUGCCUCCUGCCCGACCAGAAGAACUCGAAGCAGACGGGGGUCAAGCGCAAGACGCAGAAGCCCGUGUUCGAGGAGCGCUACACCUUCGACAUCCCCUUCCUGGAAGCCCAGAGGAGGACCCUGCUGCUCACCGUGGUGGAUUUCGACAAGUUCUCGCGCCACUGUGUCAUCGGCAAAGUGUCCGUGCCCUUGUGCGAAGUUGACCUGGUGAAGGGCGGGCACUGGUGGAAGGCGCUGAUCCCCAGCUCCCAGAACGAGGUGGAGCUGGGGGAGCUGCUCCUGUCUCUGAAUUACCUCCCGAGUGCUGGGCGACUGAAUGUUGAUGUCAUUCGAGCCAAGCAGCUUCUUCAGACGGAUGUGAGCCAAGGGUCAGACCCCUUUGUGAAAAUCCAGCUGGUGCAUGGACUCAAGCUUGUGAAAACCAAGAAGACCUCCUUCUUAAGAGGCACAAUCGAUCCCUUCUACAAUGAAUCCUUCAGCUUCAAAGUGCCCCAGGAAGAACUGGAAAACGCCAGCCUAGUGUUUACAGUGUUCGGCCACAACAUGAAGACCAGCAACGACUUCAUCGGAAGGAUCGUCAUUGGCCAGUACUCCUCCGGCCCCUCCGAGUCCAACCACUGGCGGCGCAUGCUCAACACGCACCGCACGGCCGUGGAGCAGUGGCACAGCCUGCGGUCCCGAGCCGAGUGCGACCGCGUGUCUCCGGCCUCCUUGGAGGUGACCUGAGGUGACCCACGGGGAACACAGCUUUCAUAUGUAGGGGAAAAAAAUAAACAAAUGUGUCCCAUCCUAUUACAUCCACACCUGCCUACACACACACACACAUCCCCGAAGUCCUCUCUCAACUGAAGGGAAGCCAACUAGUGAUCCCAGAGUGGCCGCCUUCGAUGAGCGAGGCCUGAGAACUUUCCAGAAGCCCCAUUCAUAGCUCAUGAGCUGAGGGGGCUCUGCUGGGGACUUAUUGGCAGUGCCUCUCUUGUUGAUACCCUACCCCUAAAGGCACUUUCAACCCUCAGGCUGGAGAAGAGGCCUCCCAGAAGGUGCCAAGCUCCAUCAAGACCCAGUUUGGCCAGUGUGUGGGAGGCCCGUCUCCCUGCUCCCAAACCACACACCCUCUGGGGAACUUCUGUGUCCCGAGGGCCCCCACACCCAGUCCCUUUCUCCAAAGGUAUAAGUAUCUUCGUCUUCUCCUUAGUAAAUGUGAUAAAUAGGUUAGCCUGUCUGGAGAAACCAAUGGCAACAAAAAUGUUCCAGUAUAAGAAACCCCCCUCGGCUUAACUGAAUCUUGUGUUAGCUUAUUCCAGGGACUCUGCGUGUGCGUGUGUUCUCAUGUGUGUGCCCUCCCAGGGGAACAUGUGUGUGUGCCUGUGUGUCCUCUUGGUGAACCAGGGGAUGGUUCGGGACCUGCACCCUGAACACUCCCUUCUCUCUGCUUCUCUCAUCCGGUGAGCUGUCCCCCCAGUGUCCUCCUGUCCGUCAAAGACCCCACCUUGGGCAGUGGUUAUGUGUGCGUACAUCACGUUAGUAGGGUAUGAUAGAGCAAAAGUAACACUCUUUGACCGAAUCAUGGUGAUUGUGACCCACAAAAGACCUGGAUUUAAAUGGCAACACAUCCCAUCCACGGGAAUCUCCUUCCUUAAUCACUUUCAGGAUAUUUCUGUGUGUGAACCAAUGUCAUGUCUCAUGUGCUAAAGAAUUAUUGUAGUCUCUCUCUCUCUCUCUCUCUCUCUCUCUCUGAAGCUUCUGUAUCUUUUCCCACAGUAUAUUGUCUGGUGUGAUGGGGAGCUAUUUAUUGAAAUUAAAGAUUAUUUAUU
Lepus europaeus (European hare) is the source of this 2656-nucleotide messenger RNA. RefSeq names its product synaptotagmin 17 (gene SYT17). Gene Ontology annotation, cellular component: membrane. Gene Ontology annotation, biological process: cellular response to calcium ion; regulation of calcium ion-dependent exocytosis; regulation of dopamine secretion. The transcript has 8 exons. The record is from RefSeq and is a predicted model, not a curated record. NCBI's taxonomy places the organism in Eukaryota, Metazoa, Chordata, Mammalia, Lagomorpha, Leporidae. Gene Ontology annotation, molecular function: calcium-dependent phospholipid binding; syntaxin binding; phosphatidylserine binding. Bases 144 to 1568 code for a protein of 474 amino acids.